Molecule: messenger RNA, 468 nt
Organism: Fusarium keratoplasticum
Lineage: Eukaryota; Fungi; Ascomycota; Sordariomycetes; Hypocreales; Nectriaceae
Product: SnoaL-like domain-containing protein
Exons: 1
Coding region: 1-468 (155 amino acids)
Source: RefSeq, a predicted model, not a curated record
AUGGCUAGCCUCGCUGCAAACCUCGGUCUUUCAGACCGUGAAGCCAUCCCCGAUGCCCUCUAUCGCAGUAUUUUCGGCCUUGAUUCCAAUGAUAAGACUAUCUUUGAAUCAGCCUGGCACCAAGACGCCGAAUUCAUCUUUGACGGAACACCCCCCAUCCAGGGACUUCCCGCCAUCCUGGCCACCACCUUCCAGUACGUUGGCGCCGGGCUCGACACAACGCACAUGGUGAGCAACGUCCGAAUCGACCUGAAGGAUGGUGCAGACACUGCAAAAAUGACCGCCCAUGCUUUGGCUCAGCACUAUCGCAAGGAUGAAGGGCGGAAGCCAGAGGCGCCGCGCUUCUUGACGGGCAACAUGUACUGGAUUGAUCUUAUCAAGGAUAAGAGUGAUGGGCUUUGGAAGAUGACAAAGUUUGACUUGAGGGUCAUUUGGAGUGAGGGAGAUGCAUCUAUUAUUGGACAGUAA